This is a messenger RNA of Musa acuminata AAA Group (dessert banana), 1448 nucleotides long. Its product is annotated as protein MIZU-KUSSEI 1-like. The record is from RefSeq and is a predicted model, not a curated record. The transcript has a single exon. Gene Ontology annotation, biological process: hydrotropism. NCBI's taxonomy places the organism in Eukaryota, Viridiplantae, Streptophyta, Magnoliopsida, Zingiberales, Musaceae. Bases 457 to 1302 code for a protein of 281 amino acids.
UCCCACGGUUCUCCUCUGCUGCUGCUCUCAAUCCACCGCGGAUCGUGGAUGGCUGCCCACCGAACCGAUGCUAUAUCUAUUCCGCUGCUGCUUUCGGUCUGCCACCCCGCUCUAUGCACUUGCAGUUAGGUGGGGGCAGACCACCAGCCUUACUUUUGUAAGGAUUCUGGUGACGAUCCCCAGCCUCGGAGGACGGCGUGCAUUUGCAUGACACAAUGCCCUCGCUUCUGCCAUCACCGAUGCAUGGACAUGGACAUGGACAUGGACAUGGACAUAAAUGAGCCCACCAUCGCUGCCGAGUGGUGUGUCGAGGGAGAAGAGAGAAGUGACAACACACCAUAAAGGAUCCCCCCUCUGCCCUUCUUCUUCUUCUUCUUCUUCUUCUUCUCUCCUUCCCCUCACCAAUAUUUCACCAAUCACUCCAUCCUCCUGCUUGCUUUUCCAGUAGAGUCCCUGAUGAGGACCAUCAACAUGGGAAGAAGCACUUCCCGUGACUCCUCCUCUUUCUCUUCCUCCUCCGCCAGAAAACACUUCCAGUGGAGGAUAAAGAAGUCCCCCAAGGAAGGAGCAGCGGAGAGGAAGGAGUGGGAUGACCAGGAUGAAGAGAAAGCCACUCUCUCUUCCUUUACCUCCUCAUCCUACCCUUACCAAGAAGAAACGGCCGCCGCCGCUACUGGGCCCAAGAAGAAAACUUCUUCGGCCGCAGAGACGGCGGUGUCCAGGCUUCGGUCGGUUCUGGCGGCCGCGACUUCCCUCCGCCGGAACCGACCGACGGGCCUCGGCGCCCGCGUCACGGGCACCCUCUACGGGCACCGGCGCGGCCACGUCCACCUCGCCUUCCAGGCGGACAGCAAGUCGUGCCCGGUGGUGCUCGUCGAGCUGGCCACGGCCACCAGCGCGCUCGUGCGCGAGAUGGCUUCGGGCCUGGUCAGGAUCGCACUCGAGUGCGAGCGCAAGCCCAGCAGCGGCGGCGGCGGCGGCGAGAAGGCGGCGGCGACGACGAGGCUAGUGGAGGAGCCGCUCUGGCGGGCGUACAUCAACGGCAAGAAGUGCGGGUAUGCGGUGCAGCGCGAGUGCGGCCCCGGCGACUGGAAGGUGCUGAGGGCCGUCGAGCCGGUGUCGAUGGGGGCCGGGGUGAUCCCGGGCGACGGCGGCGACGCCGGCAACACCGAUAAGGACGUCAUGUACAUGCGAGCAAAAUUCGAGAGGGUGGUGGGGUCCAAAGACUCCGAGGCCUUCUACAUGAUGAACCCAGACAACAAUGGAGGCCCUGAGCUGAGUGUCUACUUGCUCAGAGUGUAAUAGAAGCUUAAACCUCCCCCUGCUCCGUUUGUAAUAGAUAAAACUACCUCUCUGUCUUCAGUUUCCAUGUAGCCGUGGCUCGAGUGUGUAGCGUAAUAACUUGCAGGUUGUGGUCGGAGUGGAGUUGGCUUUGCAUCUUUUCCUUC